This is a messenger RNA of Paramecium octaurelia, 216 nucleotides long. NCBI's taxonomy places the organism in Eukaryota, Ciliophora, Oligohymenophorea, Peniculida, Parameciidae. The record is from the annotation of a GenBank genome assembly.
AUGUUGAUGUGUGUGUUAAGCGGAUCAAUUGAUAAUGAUGAAGUGAUUUUAAGCAAGAUAAUAAUUAUUAGAAGAAGGAGAAUGAUAAAAAUAAGUUAGUUUUUGAUUCGAUAGAAAAUUCAAAGAGACAUGCGUAUAAUGUUAUUUAUAAAUUUAGAGUACAAUAAGAGUUACAUAUAUUUUGAGGGAAUCUAUUACUCAAUGGACAUGAUCUGA